Messenger RNA from Danio rerio (zebrafish), 2720 nucleotides. The record is from RefSeq and is a predicted model, not a curated record. NCBI's taxonomy places the organism in Eukaryota, Metazoa, Chordata, Actinopteri, Cypriniformes, Danionidae.
UGCACUUUAUAAUGCUCGACGAGUAUUUAGCAUGUAGUGUUUUCCUAUUGGUUCAGAAUUAUGAGCAAGAGCCGCCUUCAAACUGCAGCUGAGCGAGAGAGAACGAGAGAGAGAGAGCACCAGACCUCCCCAAACCCAGCGCAUUUGUGCGCGUUCCACGCUGUGCGUGAAUUUAGUUCAGCGAUGCUUCCUAGUAGUUUGAAACCGCGCACUGUUGACUGUGAUGAAGAUAAACAAGGUGACAGGAAAGUUUAUUGAGGAGGCAGGAAACAGCAGCAGCAGGAGGAGCCGGCGGGGAUGAUCUGACGGAGAUCCGCGCACAGACGAGCGGGAUGCGGAGCUCCAGACGGCGGCCGCUGCUGCGCUUCUGCUGCGGAGGAGCGGUGCUGCUGGCCGGGCUGUGGGGCGCGCAGAUCCUGCAGAGCACAGAGUCUUCAUGGCCAGAAGCAGACGUUUACAGACGCAGGAUCCUCCAGUAUGGAAAUGAUAAUCAAACCAUUGACACUCCCAGAGCAGCAAUUCAUGAGUUCCCCGAGGACGUCUUUACCAAAGAGCAGCGGAAGAGAGGAGCGAUACUACUGCACGUGCUGUGUGCGAUCUACAUGUUCUACGCUCUGGCUAUUGUUUGCGAUGAUUAUUUCGUGCCGUCCCUGGAGAAGAUCUCAGAGAAUCUGCAGCUGAGUGAAGAUGUGGCCGGAGCGACUUUCAUGGCUGCAGGAAGUUCAGCUCCUGAAUUGUUUACUUCCUUAAUUGGUGUGUUCAUCACAAAGGGAGAUGUCGGCGUUGGCACUAUAGUUGGAUCAGCCGUCUUCAAUAUAUUGGUCAUUAUUGGUGUGUGUGGCAUCUUUGCCCGUCAGACAGUGGUCCUUACCUGGUGGUCCCUGUUCAGAGACUCUCUGUACUACAUCUUCUCAGUAUUGGCAUUGAUUCUGGUUAUCUUUGAUGAAAGAGUUGUGUGGUGGGAAUCUAUGCUUCUCAUCUCUAUGUAUGGAGUCUAUAUCCUCAUCAUGAAGUUUAACAGUCAGCUUGCCAGUUUUGUCCAGAGAUCGUGUGGUGGUCCAGGUCAGUGUUGUGUGCGCAGAGAAACAUCCAGAGAUAAAGAGGCGGAAGAAGUGGGAGCAAACGGCAACACGUCCAUGGUGCUGCUGAGGAAAGCUCCCGCAGGCUCUGCUCAGGACUCUUCAGUGCUGAUGGUGGACGAGCUCCUCAUCUUAAGGCCUCAUCAGCUCUCCUUCCCAGAGGCUGGCCUGCGCGUCAUGAUCACUCCACACUUCUCUCCGCGCACACGCCUCUCCAUGGCUGGACGCAUGCUCAUCAGCGAGAGACAGAGGCUGCUGAAGGAGAACAGGACGAGCCGGGGCUCGGUGAAGAGCUCCAGGGGAAUGGUGAACGGUGGAAAUGUUGACGCGCAGCAGACGCUGGAGGACGCAGGAGUGAAGCUGGAGGUGGAGAACACUCAGCCUGAGGAAGAGGAUGAAGACGAGGACCAGAUCUUCAGACCGCUCCGUAUCCCUGCGGGCUGCAGUGCGCGUCUGAAGUGGCUGGUGUCCUGGCCGCUGGGUGUUUUACUGUAUUUCACUGUACCGAACUGCAUCCUGCCACGCUGGCACCGCUGGUUCAUGAUCACCUUCAUUGCUUCAACUUUAUGGAUUGCUAUUUUCUCCUACCUCAUGGUGUGGAUGGUCACCAUCAUCAGUUACACCCUCGAUAUUCCAGACUACAUCAUGGGAAUCACGUUUCUGGCUGCUGGCACCAGUGUGCCCGACUGCAUGGCAAGCCUCAUCGUUGCUCGUCAAGGAAUGGGGGACAUGGCCGUGUCCAACUCCAUCGGCAGCAACAUCUUUGACAUCCUGCUGGGUCUGGGCUUCCCCUGGGCUCUGAGGACUCUGGUUGUAGAUCACGGCUCAGCGGUCUUCAUCAAUAAUAAGGGUCUGGUGUAUUCUGUGGUCCUCCUGCUGGCAUCAGUCUUCCUCACUGUCUUGAGUGUCCAUCUGAAUGGCUGGAAGCUGGACCGGAGGCUGGGUUUGGGCCUGAUGCUGCUCUACUCCAUCUUUCUGCUCUGCUCCAUCCUCUUCGGCCAGCUUUAGAUGAUGCUUCACUGGUUUAUACUGUAGAUCAGGUACUACAUCUUGGGUGGUGUGUAAUGUAGCAGCCAAAGGAACAUUUCUGCUUCAAAAACAGUUAUAAAAGCAGAGGAUCUGGUCUUUGUGAACAUGGCUUAUGCACAAAACGGGGGAAAAUGUGCAAACGCCAACGUUGUGAUCUACUUAAAGUAAUAAACUUGACAGGAGAAUGUGCACAGAUUUAAGUCAAGUCCAAGUGAACAUAAUUAACAAGUAUUGACUUAAUUAAACCAAAUUAAAUCACCAUUCGAGCUUCAAUCUUUAAUAGAAACAUAGUAAUUUAUGGUGGUAAACGUUCACAUAACAUCAGGUUUAAGAUUGAGAAUGAGAAACACUGAUGAAUAUGAUUUCUGUUCAUAGAAAUGACCUGACAGGAAAACAUUAUACAUUUACAUGCAAAUUUGUCUGAUCUGUUUUGCAUAAAAAUGUACGACGCAAACAAAAAGGCUUAUGAUUGUGUGAACUCUUAUAAUUCAGCCUCUAAUCCAACACAUAAACAUAAAAUAGUUAUGAAUUGCCAUCAAUUUGUGUCGUUUCUAUUUUACAUGCUGAUAUUUUUCUUUUAAAAAGCAUUAAAAUCUGCCACUGUUCAGUUGC